Messenger RNA from Chrysochloris asiatica (Cape golden mole), 453 nucleotides. It is a transcript of the gene NDUFA6, whose product is annotated as NADH dehydrogenase (ubiquinone) 1 alpha subcomplex, 6, 14kDa. Gene Ontology annotation, biological process: response to oxidative stress. The transcript has 3 exons. Lineage: Eukaryota; Metazoa; Chordata; Mammalia; Afrosoricida; Chrysochloridae. The record is from RefSeq and is a predicted model, not a curated record. Bases 5 to 391 code for a protein of 128 amino acids.
CAAGAUGGCGGCGAGCAGCGUUCGCCGGGCCGCUGCGGUGGCCAGCACCUCGGUGAAACCCAUCUUCAGCCGGGACAUGAAGGAAGCCAAGCGGAGGGUGCGCGAGCUCUACCGUGCCUGGUAUCGGGAGGUGCCGACUACUGUGCACCUAUUCCAGCUCGACAUCACUGUGAAACAGGGACGGGACAAAGUCCGAGAAAUGUUCCUGAAGAAUGCCCAUGUCACAGACCCCAGGGUGGUGGACCUUCUGGUCAUUAAGGGAAAGAUGGAACUGGAGGAAACGAUUCAUGUGUGGAAGCAGCGGACCCACGUUAUGCGGUUCUUCCAUGAAACAGAAGCGCCAAGGCCAAAGGACUUCCUGUCUAAGUUCUAUGUUGGCCACGACCCAUAAAAUCACUCAGUGGAAGAUGCAUGUGAUAUUUCAUGGUUUCCAAGUGCAAAUAAACUCAUUCU